AUGUCUUAUAAUGAGGAGCAAGAGAAAGUGGUGUUGUCGGUGCUGUCCCAUGACAAGCAUGCGUUCUAUGACAUUCUGAAUGUGGAGCGCUCCAGCAGCGAUGUGGAUAUCAAGAAAGCGUACAGGAAGCUCGCCAUCAAGUUACACCCGGAUAAGAACCCCUACCCGAAAGCACACGAGGCGUUCAAGCUCAUCAACAGGGCUUUUGAAGUGCUCAGCGACUCGCAGAAGAGACAGAUAUACGACCAGAUAGGCAGGGACCCCGAUGACAGGUCCUCCGGUAUACCGAGCAGUGCAGCUGCGGGCGGCGGCCGCGGUGCAGCUGCUUACGGCCCAGGAUUCGAAGAGUUCAACCCUUUCCAACAGUUCUUCUUCCAACAACGGCAACAGCAGAUGUUCCCACAGGAAGACCUUUUCGACUUCUUGUUCAAUGGAGGUAUGGGGGGCGGCCCAGGCGCUUCAUUCUCCUUCGGCGGACCUGGCGGGUUCCGCAUGUACACAACAGGCAACGGCCCUUUCCAAAGAGCAAGGUUCAGAAGAGCAGAUCCUAGAGAGGCUUAUAGACAACAGCAGCAACGCCGCCAAGGAAAUCAAGAAAAUGAAUUGGUCAACUCGGAACUUUACGAAAUGCUGCGGAUACUCGCUCCUUUCCUGCUGCUUUUCCUACUGCCAUUGCUGGAAAGGUUCAUUUUUGGUUAG
Nakaseomyces glabratus is the source of this 699-nucleotide messenger RNA. It is a transcript of the gene HLJ1, whose product is annotated as type I HSP40 co-chaperone HLJ1. Gene Ontology annotation, molecular function: Hsp70 protein binding. Gene Ontology annotation, cellular component: endoplasmic reticulum membrane. Lineage: Eukaryota; Fungi; Ascomycota; Saccharomycetes; Saccharomycetales; Saccharomycetaceae. The record is from RefSeq and is a predicted model, not a curated record. Gene Ontology annotation, biological process: cellular response to misfolded protein.